GCGAAAGCUCGAAUCGGGAAAAUAUCGCAGAGGGGGAGAUUUGCGAUGGAGGAUCUGUGGAAGAGAGCGAAAAGCUUCGCGGAGGAAGCAGCGAAGAAGUCUCAAACCCUAACCCUACCUUCUUCUUCGACGACCUUCGCCAAUCUCGUGGCCGAGACCGCGAAGAAAUCCAAGGAGCUCGCUCUCGAAGCCUCGAAGAAAGCGGAAAAUAUCAAGGUCUCCGAUCUCGUCGCAGAGACCGCGAAGAAGUCGAAGGAAUUCGCCGUCGAAGCUUCUAAGAAAGCGGAUCAGCUCAAAGUCGCGGCAUUGAAACAAGCCGAUCAGAUCCAGAACAUCAGGUCGAUCGCCGACAUUAUCCCUCCUCAGCUUGCCUCCUUCGGAUCUGGGUCUGCGGUCUCGGACUCGGAGCUUCUCAGGUUCGGCAUUACGGAUGAUCUUCGGGAGUUUGUCAAAGGACUGACCUCAGCGACGUUCCAGGCAUUUCCUGUCCAAGAUGUAGAUGAACAAGAACCGGAAGUUCCUGAUGUGCCGGCAGCCCCGUCGAAUAUCCGGAAGGAUCUCUCGGAGUGGCAGGAGAGACAUGCCACGCUUGUUCUCGCCACUGUUAAGCAAAUCUCGAAGUUGAGAUAUGAAUUGUGUCCUCGGGUCAUGAAAGAAAGGAGGUUCUGGAGGAUAUACUUUACACUAGUGAGCACUCAUGUGUCACCGUAUGAGAAGAAGUACAUGGAGGAACUUAAGAACAAAGCAGAGUCUAAAGAUGAAGAAGGAAAGAAGGCCCCGGUGGUUGGAGAGACUGGAGAUGCGGUAAAGAAUGUUACCAAAAAUAGAACAUCUACCUCGUCAUCAACGGAACAGGAUCUGGAUACAUUCCUCCUGGGAGAUCUGGAGGACAGUGAUGGAGGACCUGAUGACGGCGAUGAAAGCCUGGAUGACGAUUUUGACAAGAUAGGGAACUCCGACGUUGAAGAUGAGAAGCAUUCUCCCAAAGCCGCAGCAAACUAGAAUUGCGUUUAGUGGUGACACCAUAUUUGGAAGUAUAUGAAAGGAAGGUUCUGCUUUGAUGAUGAUGAUGAUGAUGAUGAUGAUGAUGACGAUGAUGAUGAUAGAUGAAACGAUGGGAUGAAACGAUGGGAUUCUCCAUCUCAUCAUCAGUCACCAAAAUGUAUAGGUUUGUGUUUACAGCAAAUUCAAGACAUUGCAUUCAUUAGUUUCAUUUCAUUUAGCGGAUUAUAAAAUGAAGACAGACUAUAUCUAUAUGUCUGUUAUAUAACUCCAGUUUUGCUUCAUGAUGUUUUUUUUUUGUAUGAAUGUGAA
Molecule: messenger RNA, 1314 nt
Organism: Tarenaya hassleriana
Lineage: Eukaryota; Viridiplantae; Streptophyta; Magnoliopsida; Brassicales; Cleomaceae
Exons: 6
Coding region: 46-1002 (318 amino acids)
Source: RefSeq, a predicted model, not a curated record